Messenger RNA from Formica exsecta, 2191 nucleotides. RefSeq names its product RING finger protein nhl-1-like. The transcript has 10 exons. The record is from RefSeq and is a predicted model, not a curated record. Gene Ontology annotation, molecular function: protein binding; metal ion binding; ubiquitin protein ligase activity. Lineage: Eukaryota; Metazoa; Arthropoda; Insecta; Hymenoptera; Formicidae. Bases 416 to 2191 code for a protein of 591 amino acids. Gene Ontology annotation, biological process: proteasome-mediated ubiquitin-dependent protein catabolic process; protein polyubiquitination.
AAUAAAUGCCUUCAUAACUUUUCUAAUUUUAUUAAAUCGAAUAAGCGAUUUUCAUGACAACUUUUAUCUUAUCGUGAUAUGAUUCAUUAUUGCUAUUGAUGGCCGCGAUGAGAUAAAUCGCUUGAAUAUUUUUUAUCAGUUUCUAUCAGAAUAUAUGACAAGACAGUACCAUAAUAUUCCAUUUUCACAAAAAAUAACGUAAAAAAUAUCAUAAAUAAUAUUUAAAGUAUCAAAUUUCGUGUAAUUCCAUGCGAUUCCUCCACUGUAAACUGUGCAUUAAUGUGAAAAAUAUAAAGUCGAAAUGAAUAUAUGCUAAUAUAAAGUAAAUUAAUUAAUUAAAGAAUAUAGAAGAAUAUAUAAGAAUUCAAGCUUUUUCUUACUUAAUUAUGACAUAAUUCUAAAAUACAAGAAAACAAUGGUUAAGCAACAAUUGCCACAUCCCUUCUCGCGGUCUGCUUCUCUUGGCAGGAAAUCGACAGGAUCUAAAAAUGUUUCAUCAAGAAAGCAAAAUAUGCAUCAUCGCAAGACGGCUUCGCUCGGAGCUAUUGAUGUAUCGCAAUGCGUUGUAUGCAAGGGCAAGGUAAAAUCACCCAAAAUGAUGAAAUGUCGUCAUACUUUCUGCCUGCAAUGUUUCAAAAAUCGACUUACGAUAUCAUAUAAAAAAGAUGGCAGUACUAUGUGCCCGGUCUGCAAUGUAGUAGUAAUCGCUAAUGAUAAGAAAGAGUCAAAAAGUGCGGUAAGUUUUGCGCCCUUACCGCCGAAGAUCCGAGAUAAGAAAUGCCGUACCUGCGGUGAAAUUUGCGAGAAUAAGUGUAAGCACUGUAAACGCAGAUUUUGCGAUGUCUGCUGGACAAGCCAUAUUAAUGAUUUGAAAGAAGAACUAGGUAAUAUAAAUGGAGAUCUUGAGACAUCAGUGGUGAGAUUUGAAGAUAAAAUCAGCAAUUUCCAGAGUAAAGCAAAUGAGAUGCAAGAGUUUAUUAAUAGGGACACAGAAGGCAAAAUAAUUGAACUUAAUAAGAAAAGGGAAAAGCGGAUUAAGAAAAUUGAACACAUAGUUGCUACGGGUGAAACGUCAGUGGGGGAUAUUAGAGAAAGGAUAUACCAAGCACAGAUGGAGAUAAGGGAACAGAAAGAAGUUUCAUACGAUGUUCUGCCUGACAAUGAAGCCAAGGUAACAGCAUUUCUAGAUUUACAACAAAAAGCCGCGGAAGUAAUGGCAGCAGUUGCCAUUUGGGAAUCGGAAUUAAAUAAUAUACAAAAGGGAUUUAAGAAAGUUAAUGAAAAGGAAAGAUUGCCUGUCAAGAAAAACAAGAGUUCCCUGUACAGGCGGAAAACUUUCACAUCCAAAAUUAUCGCGAAUCGUGACAUGGUACAGCGGCCGUCGGCGCUUGCCGUUGAUUCCUGGAGGGAUAACAUUAUCACGACCUGUCCGGGGUCAGGACAGGUUGUCAUUCUAGACAGGAAGUUCAAAGUUGUCCGGAGGAUUCGUCACCAAGAGAUGAUGGCGCCUCAAGGACUCGCUUUCCUGCAAGAGAAUGACGAGAUAUAUGUGACAGAUAAGUGGAAGCACUGCAUAUUCGUGUUUGACCACAAGGGCGAGCUCGUUCGUCGCAUGUGUAAUAAGGGCAAUGGAGAAUUAGAACUGCGUUCGCCGGAGGGAAUCGCGUUUCAUCCGGAACGAAACGUGCUUUACAUCGCCGAUACCGGAAACAAUCGUGUCCAAGUCCUUGAGAGGAAUGGCGUGUAUUUAGACAGCAUCGGGCCUAAGAGUAAACAUGCGAAGGGCACUGUCAAAUUCCGUAGAACCGGCCCGAUCGCGAGCCAACUAAAUCAACCGACAGACGUGGCCGUCACGAUAACGCGUAUCUUCGUCGCCGAUUCCGGCAAUCAUAAAGUAAAGAUAUUUGAUCACGGUGGACAAAUUCUUCAAACAAUUGGCGACGUUGGUAUAGCAAAGGGUUUGUUUAGAUCGCCCGAAGUAUUAAGUAUCGACAAGAAAGAAAACAUUAUCGUUGGUGACGCUGGUAAUGGAAGAGUGCAGAUUUUUUCUCCAAAAGGUGAAUUUCUACGGAUGCUAGGCGACAAAAAAACCCAGGGACAUAAGUUUGCAUGGGUAUCUGGUAUAUAUGUGACAAACAAUUACGAUAUUUUAGUCUCUGAUAGCAAGAAUAACUUUAUAUAUUUAUUUUAA